UUUCCUCUUCCAAGGUGGUGGAGAGUUGGGGAGAAUCCAGAGGACACAUCGUCAUCAUUUCCUCCUUUACCUUCUGUCGGCCAAGGCUGCUUUGAAAGGCCCUGCCCCCGUGAAGGAACCGCUCCCGGUGACCCAGGCUCAGCACUAAGACGUUGUCAUCACAGGUUGCAAUUCCAGAACGAUCUCAUCAACAUGGUAGACACAGAAAGCCCGAUUUGCCUGUUCUCCCCACUUGAGGCUGAUGGUCUGGAAAGCCCAUUAUCGGAAGAAUUCCUACAAGAAAUGGGAAACAUCCAAGAGAUUUCUCAAUCCAUUGGUGAGGACAGUUCUGGAAGCUUUAGCUUCGCAGACUACCAGUACUUAGGAAGCGGCCCAGGGUCAGACGGGUCUGUUCUUACAGACACGCUCUCGCCAGCUCCGAGUCCCUCGUCGAUCCCUUAUCCAGCGGCUCCAGGCGGCUCUGAUGAACGCUCCAGCGCAGCUCUGAACAUCGAAUGUAGAAUCUGUGGGGACAAAGCCUCAGGCUAUCAUUACGGAGUUCACGCGUGUGAAGGCUGCAAGGGCUUCUUCCGGAGGACCGUCCGACUAAAGCUGGCAUAUGACAAAUGUGACCGUGGCUGCAAGAUCCAGAAAAAGAAUCGGAAUAAGUGCCAAUACUGUCGUUUCCACAAGUGCCUUUCGGUUGGGAUGUCCCAUAACGCAAUUCGUUUUGGACGGAUGCCAAGGUCUGAAAAAGCAAAACUGAAAGCGGAAAUUCUCACAUGUGAACGUGACCCAGUAGAUGCUGAAACGGCGGAUCUGAAAUCCCUCGCCAAGGGAAUUUAUGAGGCCUACCUCAAGAGCUUCAACAUGAAUAAGGUCAAGGCUCGGGUCAUCCUGGCGGGGAAAGCCAACAACAACCCGCCCUUUAUCAUACACGACAUGGAGACACUGUGUAUGGCCGAGAAGACUCUGGUGGCCAAGCUGGUGGCCAAUGGCAUCCAGAACAAGGAGGCAGAAGUCCGCAUCUUCCACUGCUGCCAGUGCAUGUCCGUGGAGACGGUCACGGAGCUCACGGAGUUUGCCAAGUCCAUCCCCGGCUUUGCAAACUUGGACUUGAAUGACCAAGUCACUUUGCUGAAAUACGGGGUCUACGAGGCCAUAUUCGCGAUGCUGUCUUCCGUGAUGAAUAAAGAUGGGAUGCUGGUGGCGUAUGGAAAUGGCUUCAUAACCCGAGAGUUCCUGAAGAGCCUAAGGAAACCGUUCUGUGACAUCAUGGAGCCUAAGUUCGACUUUGCGAUGAAGUUCAACGCGCUGGAGCUGGAUGACAGCGACAUUUCCCUUUUCGUGGCUGCUAUAAUUUGCUGUGGAGAUCGGCCAGGCCUUCUAAACGUGGGACACAUUGAAAAGAUGCAGGAGGGCAUCGUGCACGUGCUCAGACUCCACCUGCAGAGCAACCAUCCGGACAACGCCUUCCUCUUCCCAAAACUCCUUCAAAAAUUGGCAGACCUCCGGCAGCUUGUCACCGAGCACGCGCAGCUGGUGCAGGUCAUCAAGAAGACCGAGUCUGACGCGGCCCUGCACCCGCUGCUGCAGGAAAUCUACAGGGACAUGUACUGACGGCCUCGGGGCGGGCGGCGGAAUAACGGCUGUCCGAGGGCCUGUCCCAGUCACCAGCACUGCAGGGUGAGAAACGGGAGCAAUACCCACUUUGCACAAAUUCCACCAUUUUCACCUUAGAGAAUGGGAUGAACGAGCCCUAGGUAACCGGAACGCUAGUCCAUGUUCCUUCCUUCCUUCCUGUCUGUCUUUUCUUCCUUCCUUUCUUUUUUCUACGCCAGUACUACUCAGAGUGUGCAAAGUACUGAUAAGCUGGUGAUGAGUAGCUCACAUGCAGUUCUUGGGAAAUCAAGGGAAUGAUGCUCGGCGGUCUGAUUCUAACCUGCCCGGUGUUAAUCAGUGCAGAUUUCUUUAUGUCACAUUAGCAAUUGCCUGUUGUAUUAACUGGUGACCUUGAAAUACGGGGUUGGGCUCUUCUUUUUGCUACCUUUUCACUGUGCUCAUGUAUCGUUUGAAAACUAAUCAGUUUUAACUUUUAUAAUCCUAUAAAUCUAGAGGAAUCCAAAGGUUAGGUAUUUAAAACACGGCAAGAUAUUUAUUGGGAAGGUGUUAAUUCUGUGUCCCGUGUCUGAGGAAGGACGACAUGCUGGUUUUUCAUCGGAGGAUUUAAACUUUCUGAGAAUGUGAUAAGCUGUCAGGAUGCCACGGCCGGUCGGUUUUUCGCUGUCUCUGUGGUUGUAACUAGUCCGCAGGAAAGGCCUGUUUCCAGGUCUGUGUAGACGAUCCCAGGAACCCACGUCUCAAGCCUGCCCCUGGGCGUGACGGCCUGCCCACGUCGAGCGGACAUCUGUGGUCAGCAGGAGCACGGCACACGGAAAGCGUGUCAGGCUCUCUGUCCCUCUGACCUGUUUCCAAAUCGGAACCGACAGAGCCAGGUUGCCUGGGGGCCACGGAAGCAUCUUCAGUGACUGUCCGUCCAUGUUCCUCUGAGCCCCGUGUGUCCAAGCAGCUCCUUGGACUUUUCCUGUGCCGCUUUUUCAAAUGCACAGCUCUAGUUUUGUAACCCCUGGUGGUAGCGACCGCUCCUGGAGCAGAGGAGGCAAACACGGGAGACGCUGGAGGCGCUGGAGAGUGAGCAGGGCGGCCAGAGUCCUCCACGUGGCCGCUUCCCCAACAUCUAAAGGACUAGUUCAGCCUUAAAGAUCAUUUCUCAGCCUUGGUCUGGUUAGGAAUGUGGUGUUGAUCGUGGUUUUCGUCCAGAACAUACGGACCUGGAAAGACUCUCUCUCUCUGUCCGCCAUGGAAGUUGAACGUUGGAGAAUGUGCGGCAGCCCCCGCCCUCCAAGCCAGGCCGGGCUGGGCCUGCCAGGGCUGACGCUUCCACCGGGGGCAGGAGCUGUCACCGGCCACCUCUCCCCCCAGCAGCACGUGGGACCUGGCUGUGGCCUCAGGUCCCCUCCCACUCUGUCUUUUGAAAACGUGGCUUAGAAGGCUGAUGCUAUUUGCUGUUGGAAGAAUGCUCGGGAUUGAAAUCGAUCAAGUUCCUAAGAUCGGGAUCCUGGAAAUGCAACCGCAGAGCUCAGGCGAAAUUUCAGCUGGGACCGGCCAAUGCUACACCGGCGCAUCCUGUUCAGAGUUAAACCUGAGUGGAAUUUUUCAUUUUGUGGAACGAUCCAAUUAAACGAUCUGUUGGAAGCAAGUAGGAGUAUUUCCACAGAUGAAUGACACCUGUCAGGAGGUUAUCGGAAAUCAGAAGGCAGCUGAGCGUCGGGUCGGAGGGCGCGUCUGCGUCCUGCCCCAGGACGGGGCGCCCCAGACCUGUGGGGCUGGAGGGCCGUGGCCCGUCCACGGGUGCGGGGACAGACGCUGCGUUCCGAUGCCAAGUCCUUACUGCUCUGUUGACCACCGGCCUCUCUUCUGUGUGGCCCAGGUGGAUGCCGUUCACGGACGUGGCCUCAGAAAGUCACCCUUUCAGAAAAGUUGCUCACACUGUCUCUAUAUUUUCAUGAAACUUGUUCUCACAAGCUCCUUAGUUCAUGCAUCCCGCAGGGACAGGCUGACGGAGGCACAGGCACUGCGCUCCUGGUGUUGGCCAGCAUGUGGCGCUCCUGGGGCCCAGCCAGCCGCCCGGCCAGGUUCCCGGUGAGGCCACAGAUGAGGCCCCAGGGAGCUCAGCUGGAGAGCCACUUGAAUUUAUUCAUGUUUAUCACAUAUUCCCGGCCGUUGUACCUAAUAGUCACUAAUUGCCACUCAGAAUACUUUGGGUCACCUAAUCAAAGAUUUCUCAGACCACGGAAAGUCAGACAGGGACGAAUUAUUCACUAGUUCAAAAUACCAUUUCCAGAGGGACUAUGUAGGGUGUGUGUAGUGCCCGCGGGGCUUCAGCAUGAGGUACGGUGGAUGGCACCGAACAGGCUCGAGGAGCCUCAAGCCGGAGCCUGGAGCCCCUCCUCCACUGGGCAGUCGGCCCGCGGGGCAGCUCCCUCUACUCCCCUCUUCACCAAGUCACUGUGCGGAGCCACAAGUGCCAAACGCCCGGGGACCACAGGAUACGGACAGCCUUUGUGUGCAGGGCUGACGGGACGGGUCCUGAGCCCGGGGGCCACCCCGACCUCUCCACCCGGUCCCCCCAGCGUCCCUCCUCUUCUGCCGCCUGGGCGUGCCCACUGGGCGUCCGGCACCCUGAAUUCUGCUCCUGCCACCCUGAGGGCUGCACAUGCCCCUGGCCCUUGGGUGAGGCCCAGUGUCAUCAAUGCCAAGGUGCUGCCAAGUGCACCAGGGACGGCCAGAGAGCGGGUCCGUCCUUCCCGCCUCGCUCUCGGGUUCCCUGCCGCCUUCCUGGGACUCUCGGAGGAGAUGCAGCGAAAGCGGCUUCCUAAGGAGCACGUGUGCGUCUCCGGGUGCCAGUGCGGAGCCCAGGAGGAGAAGCGCGGUGCGCAGGCGUCCCCCAGCGCCCACGAGCGCUGCCCUGCGGCCGGCUCUUCUGGUUCUCCACGCAGGACGCUUCUCUCCGGCUUCCGGACGCAUGGCUUACUCUGGGCCUUCUAGAAGAACUGUGAGGAGACGAGCGGCCUCAGGGGCCGAGGGGCAGCCCCAGGACUGGGCCGCGCCCCACGAUCUGAGCCGACGCUGGAGGCACACGCAGCACCCUUGGUUUAAUGUCUGCUGAGAAGCAAACUGUCGAUUUAGCCACUACUGGGUCCCCGAGCCCACUUGGUAACAUCUACCUCAGGGAGAUGCGUCAAAGGCACUGUUAACAUUAAGGUACAGAAAACACGGGGGUCCUUCUGGUACAUGUGGAGUCACCCCCCCCUCCCUUUGCUGGGCUGCGCACGGAGAAAUGGAAGGUUAUAGGACUAAGGACACUUCUGUUGUUUUAAGGGAGCCUCGGAGAUACCCGUGGGCAGAAGUUGCUGCCCCUGUUUAGCGGGACUGAUUUGAACAUGACCCGGCUCUGGGAGAUGUGACCACGGUCACUGCCGGCGCUGACCUGCCCCGCUGAGGGCCUCCCCUCCACCUCCGCCGAGCCUGCUGUCCGCAUACGCCUAGUCAGAGAGACCCCUCCAGACGUGGGGCAGAGGGGGUCCCUCCAAGCAACCUGGCUGGGCCGUGACUGUUGCAGGGUGCACCCCAGCACGUGCACCUGUGCCCCUGUGCUGACUCUGGGCUUCUCCUGCCUCUCGCUCCCUUCUGCAAACCACAGUGGCACCGAGCACAUCUGAGACCUAGCCGUCAGAUAUGUGAUGGUUUUCCUGUCUUGAUCCAGUGGCCACACUUGUCUUUGGAAUGUCUUACGAACUCCUGUUUAAAUAGUCAGCCUUACCUGGGAGCGCUGGACUUGGUUGAGACUGACUACACCACUGUCCCGGCCCGACGUGGGACGCCCCCAGGCACCCUGGGGAAGCCCGCCGCCUCCCAAGUGCCUCUUCCCCCCGUGCGGCCUUUCAAAGCACAGGUCCCACUAGGCAAACGUCGCAGGCUCACGGCCCGCCGCCUACGGCAUGGACCUUUACCACCCUUAAAGCAGGCUCCUGGGCCUCCGGCUGGGGGGGCUCCCAGCCGGCCCCUGGCCUCUCCACCCUUCAGUCUGAAACAAGAGAAGUACAACGGUUUACCACCCACCGCAGGAAGUGGGGGUGACCGUACCCUGUGGUCCAGCUGACGGACAAACAGCCACGCCCUUUCGGAACUCUGCGGACCAGAACAGACCGGACUGCAUCCACGUUCAGUGGCUCACCUUGACUGGAGCGACAGAACGUCAAGGACUCCGGUGGCCCCUUAGCUGUUAAAUGCGUUAUUUGCAAAAACAAAAACACUAAGGAACAGAACUUUUUUUUUCUUUACAUCGGAGAUAGUGAUAAGUCCUGGGUCAGGUUUUUUCAUUUAAAAUGUUUGCUAGUUUAGGUCAGAUGUGAAAAGCUUCCCCAUAGGCUCCUCCAGAGAAGGGACUCCACCAGCCACCCCCUCCCUUACCCUCCUCUCCCAACAACUAACCUUCAUUAAUACAAUCAGCCACAGUAUCACACAAACCAUCACAGGACGCGCCCUCCACCCUGAGCCCUGCCUCCGAGGGCGAGGGGAGCCCCAAGGUGGGGGCUUUCGGGCCACUGAGCCUCCUGGCCCAGAGGGGGUGCCCUGGCCUCUGCAUGGCCUCCACAAAGCAGGGAGCUCACGCUUCAGGCCCAGAAGACAAGGGAGUGACCAAUCUUUUCAGGGUAAAAUCAUUCACUUUUGGGAAAUGUCUUCUCCUUUUAAAAAGCACAGAUGGUCUAUCCCUUUUUUUCAGGCCUCAAGAAAAAUCGUACCUCACAAAAGAUGAGUACCACUCAACACCCCUGUCAGUAAGACUACAGUGUUUGCAUUAUCAUUGUUUUUUCUACAUCAUAUGGUAAAAAGAAACAUGUUCAUAGCUAUAUCUUAAAAACUGUGAUUCAAGUUUUUUAAAAACCUUGCAUAAAUAUUUUGCUAACUUUUAAUCACGCAUUUAGUAACAAAGAUUUGGAAUCUUUUGAAAUCAGUAUUAGUUGACACGCAUGCUUAGCAGCCUGGCCCUUGGACCCCACUGGAAACACGAGGCCGGACCACAACAGCUGGAGUACAAUCGCGCACGCGCACACCCCUUGUCAUCUCUUCCGAGCUGCGCGGAACUUCCCGCGUAAUUCCGCUCCUUCGUCAUACUUCUCACGCGUGAAGCCCGAGCGAGCGGACCUUCCCCACCUCUGCGAGCAAGGCUGCCACAGACCCAGGGCACACGUCGCUUGCUCCUGGCAGCAGCGCCCACCGAAGACCUGGACUAAUCCUGGGCAGUAAGUGUUCUUCAGGGAAUUACCACCUGUGGGUUUUUACCAAAGAACUUGGGUAGUUUGAGAUAUUCUGAUGGGACAUGGGCGCCAGCUGGCUCUCUGGCAACGCCCAGACGGGCCAGCCCGGAGCAGGAGCAGAAACUACAGACCCCACAGCGCUCCCGGGUGUCGUUUUCAGUGCCUUGGCAAAACUUGGGGUGUGCCUGCGCCCCCCACCCGCCACCCCACCUGCCCCCGGGAGCCACAGGGCCUUCUACCAGAAGCCGAGGGAGUGACCCACACACGUCAGCACAUCCGAUGGGUGCGCUUCCCAAAGUGAGACCGAGCUUGGUUUCUUGGUGUUUAACGUUCCCGUUCUUAGGUGCCUUAUGCUCCCCAAGUAUUCAGGGACGGACAGAGCCCUUGUCUUAGUAGUAAACAGGAGAGUUCCAAAGCUGGUCCUUCAGAGCAGGUUCUGGUGUCCUCUCUCUGGCUCUGGGCCUCAGGGAGCAGGGGUGUGCAGAGAAAAGCAAAGGUAAUCUUCCUUGUCACGUUAAUGAUAGUGGUUCCAAGCAAUUAGAAAAGGGCUAUAAAAUAAUUCUUAAAAAUCUUUGGUCGCCUUCUUUUUUCCUGCUCGGAGAUUAAACUGAUCACGCACAUUGAUUUAUAUCCUGAGUUUGUGGGCGCGUACAGGUUUGGAAGGUCCUACUGUCAGACUGAUGAAUGUAAGGAGCUAAUUCAGGGUACAGCACUGCCUUAAUGGUUUAAAAAGAAUAAAACUAUUUUUAAAAAUUA
This is a messenger RNA of Suricata suricatta (meerkat), 7616 nucleotides long. It is a transcript of the gene PPARA, whose product is annotated as peroxisome proliferator activated receptor alpha. Bases 193 to 1599 code for a protein of 468 amino acids. Gene Ontology annotation, molecular function: nuclear receptor activity; RNA polymerase II cis-regulatory region sequence-specific DNA binding; zinc ion binding. Gene Ontology annotation, biological process: negative regulation of inflammatory response; hormone-mediated signaling pathway; regulation of lipid metabolic process. Lineage: Eukaryota; Metazoa; Chordata; Mammalia; Carnivora; Herpestidae. The record is from RefSeq and is a predicted model, not a curated record. The transcript is spliced from 7 exons. Gene Ontology annotation, cellular component: nucleus.